AUGAGCGAGCGGUGCCGGGAGAUCAUCACCCCGACCCCGUCCCCCGCCGCAUGUCCCCCCGGCGGUGCCGUCGAGAAAGGUGCCGCUAGCGUCGGCGGUGGUAGUACCAAUGGCGGCGGCGGCAAUGCUACCGCGGUGAUGGAGGAGAGGAGGAGGGCCGCCCGCAAGCGCGCGAUGGACAUGAUCGAGCAGAAAGCGUCGGCGUUUGCCCGGCAGAUCAACAUGAUGGCCUCCUCCUCCUCCUCCUCCUCCUCCUCCUCUUCUGAAGACGAGGAGGUUAAAGACGGCGGCGGCGGUGGUGGUGGUUUGUCCAGCGGUGCCGGUGCGGGGCGGCGAGUGGCCGGCACGUGCGCUUCCCCUACCGAAGGGAGCGGGUCCCCGGCAGAAGGGGCGGCGGGAAGGCGGGGGAAGCUACGGCUGAAGCGCAAGAAACGGGAGCGGCGCAGCAGGGGCAGCAUCAAGGAGCAGCGGCCGGAGUGCAUCGUUUGUCGCGACGAUGCUGACCGAGGGCCGUUGGGUUAUGUCGGAUUCGGCAGGCGUUCUCAGGUGCUGGACGUCAGGCCGGACGGGGAGGAGCGGUCCCCGGGGGUGCACCUACAGUUUUGCGGGCACACCCUCCACUACUCCUGCUUCGAGAAGUACUACGUGACGAUGGUGCAGAUGUCGGACAGCAACAACAACGUCGCGCUCGACGUGGACAAGGGGGAGUUCCACUGCCCCUUCUGCAAGGCGGUGGGCAACCUCAUGGUGCCUUGCCUCGAGGAGUCUUCGGAGACCGAGGAUAGCGAUUGGGAGGAAGAAGAGGACGAGGAGGUGGAGGAGGACGAGGGCGAGGAGGAGGAGGAGGAGGAGGUGGGGUUGGGGGGCAAGGAGAGGCCGGGCAAAGGUGCGACGGCUGAUCACGCAGGAGGGGAUCCGAUGGACGUUUCUGAGGAAGAGCACCAAUCGAGCGACGCCGGCGGUGAUGGUGAUGAUGAUGUCGGCUGGCUGGACAGGAAAGCCGCGCUCUCCUUAAUGACGGCACGGCCCUCGAUGUUCGCCGCCCGGCAGUCGGCGGCGGCGGCAGCGGCGGCGGCCACCCAAUCGGCGUCAAAGACGGCGGCGGCGAUGGACCGGACGGGAUCGGGGUUCGUGUACAUGGUCAUGGCCGGGAACGCAGACUCCAGCGAAGACAACGAAGACGGCGGCGGCGGCGGCGGCGGCGGGAUCGAUGGCGGCGGCGAGGAUGGUGGCGAUGAAUUAUCGGCACAGCAGCAGCUGUUUGACUCGGCCACAAGGAAGUUCCUGGAGUCGGUGUACGAAGUGGAGACCGGCGUGACACCGGUGCUCCCGUCGGUUACCCCGGAGGCCCUGUUCCUGAGUGCCUGUCGAGCCCUGGCGUACUCCGUGAGCUCAGCCGCCACCACGGCGUCUCCCAUAGACUCCUUGCGGGGCUACGCGACGGCGGUGGCGGCGGCGGCGGCGGGUUCGGGAACAAGGGGCGCGGCGGCGACGGCGAUUGAUCACGGGGAUGCCACGCGUCUCCGGUGUCUCCGGCUGGUCGCGGGUGUGCUUAGGAGGGCUGCCGGGCAGGCGGGGCUGGAGGAGACGGUCCGUCGGAAGCUUGCAGGGUCUCUUGCUGGCACCUCCGCGGCUGAUCGUGACGGCCUCAGCGGCACUGGUGCCGGAGCAGCGGACGGGACGGCGACGGGGACAACACCAGGCGAUACGAGCGGCGAAGCAGGAGGAGGAGGAGGAGGAGGAGGAGGAGGAGGAGGAGAGGACGCCGCUGGUGCUGCGGUCGGCGGCGUUGAUCCCUGCCCCGCCGACAUGGCCGCCGCGAUAGCUGAGGUCUCGGACACCGAGCUGACCGCGCUGCGAGCGGAGGUGGCGCGGCGGAUGCAGCAGAAAAAGUUACUCGCAGAGCAAUUGGACAGGCCGUUGCUGUUGGCGGGGGCGAUGGAGACGCUUGGGGCGGCUCUGGUCGUGCUCCCGGCGGGGGACACCCAGGGGGCGAUGCAAUGCGUGGGGUGA
This is a messenger RNA of Ectocarpus sp. CCAP 1310/34, 2013 nucleotides long. Lineage: Eukaryota; Phaeophyceae; Ectocarpales; Ectocarpaceae. The record is from the annotation of a GenBank genome assembly.